GUCAGGAAGCCGCACUCGAUGAUGCACUUUGAGUGGCAGCGCCACGGCAUAUAGAGUACUUGCCACCUCACAAACUUUUACUCACCACCGAUACGGCUACGUCUUGAGUUGAAGUUGUGCAUGUCGUCUAGGCGUAUUCGUCAGCCUUGCGCUAGAGUCGCCACCAUUGGCCACUGUGCUGCCCCGCUGUGGGACCUGCAUCGCGAGGCUGACCAGGUUCCCAAAUUUUUUUGGGAGCGGCAGUCGAAGGUGGCUUCCAGACGCAAUUCCUCACCAAAUUGUGCCAAAUCCGCGUCCAUCAUUUGAGACCGCACCCUUCGCCCCGACAAUCUUGCGUCAAUCCUCUUGAAACGGCUGCAUAACUGCCGCGGCACCUCGGCGGACCGCCGUCCAACCUCGCGAUGGACUCUUCACCGACCCAGGUGAAGGUCAUCUUCACCACCAGCGAGCCUGACCUGCAGCUUCCCGAGUCCAAGCAGCAGUUGCUCGUGCCCGCCGACAUUAAGCGCUAUGGCCUCUCGCGCAUCCUCAACUCCGAGUCCAUGCUCGACACCUCGUCGCCCGUCCCCCUCGACUUCCUCGCCAACGGCACCUUUCUGCGCACCAGCAUCGACGAGUACCUCACCGCCAACGGCUUGUCGUCCGAAACCACCUUGACCCUCCAGUACGUCCGCAGCCUGCUGCCCCCUGUCUACGAGGCGAGCUUCCAGCACGACGACUGGGUCAGCGGCGUCGACGUCCUGUCGGCAACCUCGCCGGCCGGUAGCCUCGCCGACGCGGCAAACGUCAACGAGCGGCUCGCCAGCGCAUCCUACGACGGGCUGGUGAGGAUAUGGAACCCAUCCGGCGAGACCGUGGCCACCUCUUCCUCUGGACGGGCCGGCGGUCAUACCCAGCGCGCCAAUGCCGUCCGGUGGCUGUCGCCGACGCAGCUCGCUUCGGCUGGCCUCGACCGCAAGGUCGUCGUCUGGGACUACAGUGAGGCAGACGACGGCUUCACCGGAUCCCUAAAGCCCAGCAUGGAGCUGUUUGGCCACGAAAAGAGCAUCAACGGCAUCGACGUCAAUGGCUCGACGGGGCGCAUCCUCACGGCGUCGUCGGAUGGUCGGGUCGGCGUCUGGACGUCGUCCAAGAGGGCCGCGCCACAGGCCGACCCCGACAGCCUUCCGUCGGCGCACAGCUCCAAGCGCGCCAAGCUGUCCGCCGCCGCCGGCUCCACGGCUCAGCGCGGGCCCUUGGCCAUGAUACCCAUGCACAACGAGGCCGUGACGGCCGCCAUCUUCCACCCCAACGACGCCACCGUCGCGUACUCUGCCUCGCAGGAUCAUACCGUCCGGACCAUCGACCUGACGACGCAAAAGGAGGUCUCGCGGCUGACAACGAUGCACCCCAUCAUGUGCGCCGCCGCGCUCCCCACCAACUCGCUGAUCGCGGCCGGCACGUCGGCCAGGCACAUCACCCUCCUCGAUCCCCGCGAGUCGGCCGCGGCCACGGCCGCCAUGACCCUGCGCGGCCACGUCAACAUGGUCGUCUCGCUGUCGCCGUCGCCCGAAAACGACUACUCCCUCGUUUCCGGCUCGCACGACAGCACAUGCCGCGUAUGGGACCUGCGCAGCGUGCGGCCUGGCGGUCUCGAGGAGGGCGGAGGUCGCGUGAGCGAGGCCGCCUACACCAUCGGCCGGGAGUGGCUGCAGGGCAAAAAGCUGCCGGCCGCCGGCGACGGCGCCAAGGUGCUGAGCGUUGUGUGGGACAAGACGUGGGGCAUUGUAAGCGGAGGCGAGGACAAGAAGGUGCAGAUCAAUAGGGGGAGAGGACUGCUUUCGUCAUAGAUGAUAGAUUUGAGUAUAUAUACCAAUAGAUGGG
Molecule: messenger RNA, 1863 nt
Organism: Purpureocillium takamizusanense
Lineage: Eukaryota; Fungi; Ascomycota; Sordariomycetes; Hypocreales; Ophiocordycipitaceae
Product: ribosome biogenesis protein ytm1
Exons: 3
Coding region: 402-1829 (475 amino acids)
Biological process (GO): ribosome biogenesis
Cellular component (GO): preribosome, large subunit precursor
Molecular function (GO): protein binding
Source: RefSeq, a predicted model, not a curated record